AUUUCCGCGACAGUCGAGUCUCGUCCCAAACAAGAUGGCGGCGCACAGUGGCGACAAGCGUGGUCUGGAACACUUAGACGAAUAUGAACCCAAACCAGCCAAGCGGUUUCAAAGACUUCACGAACGAAUAACCGAGAAGAGGCUUAUUGUUGUCCUUGAGGGGGCGACGCUAGAAACCGUGAAGGUGGGGAAGUCGUUUGAAUUGCUGAACUGCGACCAGCAUAAGAACAUGAUCAUUAAAGAUGGAAGAGAUCCCGGGUCCAUCCGACCCGAUAUCACACACCAGUGCCUGCUCAUGUUGAUGGACAGUCCGUUGAAUCGUGCCGGACUACUGCAAGUCUACAUUCACACGGAGAAGAACGCCCUGAUUGAGAUCAACCCUCAAACGCGCAUUCCUCGUACCUUUGCCCGCUUCUGUGGAUUAAUUGUCCAGCUUCUGCACAAGCUGAGCGUGAGGGCGGCCGACGGGUCGCAGCGUUUGCUUCGGCUCAUUAAAAACCCGGUCUCAGAUUAUCUGCCUCCUGGCUGUGCACGCAUUGCCACUUCCUUCUCUGCACCUGGAGGAGCUGUGUGUCCCAGGUCUCUAGUCCCUGAGGACGGUCCUGCCACUGUGGUGGUUGGGGCAUUUGCACAUGGAGCAGUAAAUGUGGAUUAUACUGAGAAAACUGUGUCCAUCAGUAAUUAUCCUCUGUCUGCAGCCUUGACAUGUUCCAAAUUAUGUUCCGCUUUUGAAGAAGUUUGGGGUAUUUUAUGAUGAAGCAAGCUGGAGUGUUCGUUGUGUCACUGAGAGUGGAUCAAGCAUUCAUUCUAUAUGUGUGGUUUUUGGGAAAAUGCAUUCUCAGUUAUCACAAAUACAUUUUGAGCAUACUGAAGUCUGACCCUUAUCAGGGUGGGAACAGGCUUUCUUGCUCAGUUGUAAUGUUUGUAUAAUCUACUUCAAAUUGUUUUGUAAAAGACCAUUAAGCUUUCCACAAAAUGCAGUUUUCAUCUUUUCUACUCUUGGUUCCUUUUAUAGUGUGUAGUACUGUUUACAAAAUAUCUUUACAGAACAAGCUAUAAACAAUGUUUUCAAAUUGUUGAUUUUUUAACUGCACAGUACAUUAAAAAAUUAUUGUAAACAUUGAAUUAGUUUUGGGGUAAAACCAGGGUCUUCUGGAGGGGAUGAAUAAUAGCUGCGUUUCUGCUAUUAACGCAGGACAAAUGUGGCAUGAUGGGAAAUAUGAAAUACGGAGCCUGCAUGUACAUGUUGGUUCAGUUCACAUGUAUACAAGUAAAUCAAGAUUAAAGCACAAUAUAAGUAAUCUGAGUAAGUUGCAAGGGUUGUGAGAAUGCCGUGAACUGUCUUAAUCUAUUCUGAUGUCGUACCUUCAUAUAUGGUGACUUACAGUGCUGGAUACGCCACACUAAACUCAUUUACUUAUGUAUACCCUAGGGUAAUGUCACACAUUUGCACGCAGCUGUGAGCAAUUUACCUGAACCACAUUCCUUUUGACUGUGCAAGGAAACCGGAGCACCCAGAGGAAACCCACACAGACAAUGGGAG
This is a messenger RNA of Scleropages formosus (Asian bonytongue), 1543 nucleotides long. It is a transcript of the gene emg1, whose product is annotated as EMG1 N1-specific pseudouridine methyltransferase. NCBI's taxonomy places the organism in Eukaryota, Metazoa, Chordata, Actinopteri, Osteoglossiformes, Osteoglossidae. Bases 35 to 754 code for a protein of 239 amino acids. The transcript has 5 exons. Gene Ontology annotation, molecular function: rRNA (pseudouridine) methyltransferase activity; rRNA binding. Gene Ontology annotation, cellular component: small-subunit processome; nucleus. The record is from RefSeq and is a predicted model, not a curated record. Gene Ontology annotation, biological process: rRNA base methylation.